AUGCAAAAAAUUCAUAGGUUACUGGGCAAACUUGAGCUUUCGACAUUCGAUGAGUUGAUCAAAUGGCUUGGUAGCGGCGAACAUCAUGCGCAAAGUGCGAUUUGGGAACGACUCAAUUGCCGUCUUCUGAGCGAAGCGAUCAUGGAUGGUUUUUUACCGGGUCGAAGCGCUAUUCUGCAAAUAGUUUUGGCCGUUCCAGACGGAAAGAUGCUGAAAAGAGUUUUGAGUGACGAGGUGCGACACGAUCCCUUCAAGAAGUAUUUAUUCGAAGAAAUGCUCGUGAAUAAAGUAUUCUCACCCGAGCAGAAUGUGCCAAUCAAACUGGUUCAAUGUAUCAAUGUUUUCAUCGAAGAGCACACAUCUACUGAA
This is a messenger RNA of Anisakis simplex (herring worm), 369 nucleotides long. The record is from the annotation of a GenBank genome assembly. Lineage: Eukaryota; Metazoa; Nematoda; Chromadorea; Rhabditida; Anisakidae.